UAAUCUAGCAUAUGAUUUUAAUUGAGUAGCGUACGUCGUUGAAGUUUGAGCUCAGUUUGUCAUCUAAUUAAACUCCUGCUGUGAAAAAAUCAAUAUAAAAGAGAUCAUUAAAUUUCCGAGUGCACUUGUAUUUAUUUUUGGCAGUUACGUUGUUAUUAUAUUAUUUAUAUUGAUUUUGUUUUAAUAACGAUGGAUGAGAAUAUAAAUAAUCCAAUCAAGUCAAUUACAUCGUUUUACGCUGGACAAAGUAUAUUUUUAACAGGUGCGACAGGAUUUAUGGGUAAAGUAUGCAUGGAGAAGAUACUGCGAUCUUGCCCAGAUGUUCGCGAAGUGUUUAUAUUGAUGCGCCCAAAAAAAGAACAAAGCAUUAACGAAAGGCUCGAACAAAUAUUGAAAUUACCGUUAUUCGAUAAACUGCGAAAAGAGCAACCUUCAAAUUUAAAAAAAAUAAUUCCACUUUUUGGUGAUGUUAGUAAAGAGAACUUGGGUCUGUCGGCUGCCGAUAGAGAAAUGUUAGUUGAAAGAGUGACUAUAAUAAUUCAUGCAGCAGCGAGUGUGAGAUUUAAUGACAGCUUAAAGUAUGCUAUUUUUAUAAAUACUAGAUCGACAAGAGAUAUCUGUAUCUUAGCUCAAGAUAUGAAAAAUCUUCUAGCACUAGUUUAUGUUAGUACAGCAUACGCGCAUAUAAAUAAUUCUGUCAUAGAAGAAAAAAUAUACCCACCAGUAGCCGAUUGGCGGAAAAUGAUCAAAGCAGCCGAGUCAUUGGAUGAGCAUAUUUUAAAUGUCUUUACAGCUAACUAAUCGAAUGCUGCGAUGAUAACUAGCCAUU
Messenger RNA from Nylanderia fulva, 829 nucleotides. Lineage: Eukaryota; Metazoa; Arthropoda; Insecta; Hymenoptera; Formicidae. The record is from RefSeq and is a predicted model, not a curated record.